Lymnaea stagnalis (great pond snail) is the source of this 8890-nucleotide messenger RNA. Lineage: Eukaryota; Metazoa; Mollusca; Gastropoda; Lymnaeidae. The record is from the annotation of a GenBank genome assembly.
GCGGGGCACGGUGGAAGUGAGAGUGGCAGCAGUGCGGGGCACGGUGGAAGUGAGAGUGGCAGCAGUGCGGGGCACGGUGGAAGUGAGAGUGGCAGUAGUGCUGGACACGGUGGAAGCGAAAGUGGCAGCGAAGGUCAUGGUGGCAGUGUCAGUGCUAGUGCUAGUGCUUCUAGUACGAAACACGAGUGGAGCGGUGGUAAGUGAUUGUAUUAAACCAGUGAUUCUCAAACUGUGGUAGAUUUCGUUUUUCCAGCCUGGUACACUGAGAUGUAAAAACACAAAAAAAAAGAGAAAUGAAUAUGCGGUUACCUAAAAGAUGUUUCCUUGGAGAUAUUUGAAAUUUCAACACAAUAGUACCACGUAAAUAAUAUAAAGAGAACCCUUGGGUUAAGCAAUGACUUCCUAUCAGUAUUGGGACAAUGUAAAUUACGAUUCUAUUUUCUUAAAGAUUGACAGCUAUGUUCACCCUUUUUUAUUAACUGAUUUUACCUGAAGUUUUUUUGUUUUUGUUUUUUCAUAAAGGGAAACACAUUAAACUACAUUCAUUACGAAAUAAUAAUUUAUUUCAAUGUUCUGCCCUUUUCUUGUGUCGCCAGUUUUGGUUUAAGCUUAAAUUAUGGGAUGGGGGUUCUUAAAACUUUAAGGCUGUUUGGAAAUAUAUUUAAUUUUUUUUUUAAAAUCAUUUGAGCUCGAUUUUCUAAAAGAAUACAUUUUGUAACAUGACUUGAUAACGACGAAGAAUUAAUAAUCCAAUGUUAAAUGAGAAAGGCGAGCUACCAUUAUAGCUAAAAACUUGUAAUGGUCUAACUCUAUAUUAAUCAUAUACUAACGCUUUGGGGUGGGGGGGGGUGAUCGUCAUUAAAGGAUUAUAUCUGACUUUUAAAAGCUUGACAGUAACACUUGAUCCUCACUACUGUGCAGCCAAAAGCUGUAACUUUAUGCUGUAACUUUGCUAUUAGUAACAUUCCUAUAGAUAUCAUAGCAAUCAUUUACAUAUAUAUUUUUUCAGGAUUUAAAAUCUGGUUAAAAUUUACAAACAAACCUCACAAGUUUUAGAUCUGAAAUCCGAUUUUAAAAAAAAGAUAGCUAUAGAAGGGGGAGGGGAGUUAUAGUAGAGGCUAUAGAUAUAGUAGUGGCUAUAGUUAUAGUAGAAGCUAUAGUUAUAGCAGUGGCUACGGUUAUGGUUGAGGCUAUAGCUAUCGUAGAGGCUAUAUUAAUGGCGGAGGCUUGGGGUAGUUAUGGUAGAGGCUUUAGUUAUAGUAGGGGCUAUAGUUAUAGAUCGGACUCGUUAGCCUUGGACGGCAACCCAUCUAAGAGAAGGCAAACUCUGAAUUCAAACCAGGAGCCAUAAUGAUCAACAAAUUGAUCGUGGGCCCCCUCAAAUGUAAGAAGAAAGGAGAAGAAGAAACGGCUAAGGUUAUAGUAGUGGCUAUAGUUAUAGUAGAUGCUAAAGUUAUCGUAAUGGCUAUAAAUAUGGUGAGCCUAUAGUUAUGGUAGAGGCUAUAGUUAUAGUAGAGGCUAAAGUUGUAGUAAUGGUUAUAGUUAUGAUAGAGGCUUAUAGUUCAAGCAUUUAAAAGCUGUAGGGAUAUUUUGUAUUUGAAAUUAUAGAAGCGUACGAUGCAGAGUGGAUUUUUCUUUUGCUUGUAUACCGUUUUAAAUUAGUAUAUCAAGUGGUAUAUUUAAAUUAUUUUUAUAUUGAUAGCAUGAUGAAGUUGGGGGGGCAGGCAUUUAUUUCACUUGGAUUGACAUCGCCAAAUUUAAGUUUAAAAUGGCAAGAUCUGAAGUAAACCUUCAAAAACUCAAUAAGUCAACCCUGCAAAAGUCAAUUAAGUCAACAUUGAGACAUUCAAUUAACUCAACAUUGAGACCAUAAAAACCAAUAAAAAACAAGAUAAAACAACUGAACACAUACGUUUUAUGCCAGUAUGUAUGUCCUUAACGACACCCAGUGAAUUACGGUUGUUUAUUAGUUUAAACAAUUACACCAGCAACACAUUCCCUUAUAACUAAAAAAAUGCAUAUAAACACACAUUUCACUGGAAACAACAGUAAGAGAUUACAAAAGUUGACGAGUUAUUUCAAGCUCCAACCCCCCACACCCCAACAAACUUAUCACCUUACAGAAAACUCGUGGAUAAGUCAAGCUGCCUCGGGUGGCAAACCCUGGUGGAGGCCGUCAGGUGUUGACCCCAGUCAGUGGCAGGACCCUGGCUCGGUGAAGAAGCCGGCCUUCCAGCCUCACCAGCCUACGGAGGCCAAGGAGGAAGAAGAGAGCGAGUCCAAGGAUUCGGAGCAGAAGAAAUCCGCCGAGAUCAAAUCAAAGACAGGGAAAUCAGAGGCGGAGCCCGUGAGUCGUGCAGCGUCGGCGAGUAUCCAGUCUCACGGUGGAGGUAAGAUAAUGCCCCAUUUCCUAUUCUAAGGGUGAUAAAAAAAUGGUUCCGUUUUGGUUUGUCCGGAAGUGGUAAGAAACAUCGCAGUUACCAUGGAAUCGAUACAUCUAUUAGGAGAUGUAAUCCUGUGACCCGGAUGUACAUCACAGUACAGCAGUAAGGGACAAAAAGUUGUCUACGAAUUGAAAUGGGUCAAACUUUGUAAGAACAUUCUAAUAAGUCCUUAUGGACGAUGUGUGUAUUCUUUUAAUAAUGAAAAAUGCAGUUAUCGAGUGGCUUUAGGCCUGCACUCUAGGUACCGGUAUAUCAACGAUGUCCAAUGCAAGGAGACCAACGUCUUUCAAUAACUCAGACAAUCAUUGUUUGGUCCCGGAAUACGACUCUUCUCAAAUUACUGGACACCGUUAACAUAUGAACAAUUUCAAAAACCCGAUAAACAUUAAGAGACAUGAUUGGAUCACGUAGUCUUCUACUGGCCUGACCUUAUGGCGGCAAUGAAAAUUCUAACCCUUACAUAUUUGACAUUUAGUUCAGCUAUGGUUGCUCAUAGAGGCGAGGUUAGAACGUGUUGGAUCAAGCUUUUCUGGUGAGAGAUUAAAAAAAAAAAAAUACUGAAAUAUGAGGAAUGUGUUUAAAUAUCAACAAAUAUUCUCUAACGUAAAAAAUGUAUGGCUUCAAUCUAUGGGCACCAACCGCCAAGACCCUCACAAAACCCCACCAACCCCCACCAGAGGCGUAGCGAGGGUGUUUGGCGCCCGGGGACAAGAUUCGCGCCCGAGGACAAGAUUCAUUUUAAAGUGCCCCCUUUUUUUUCAACUCUCAAACCCAUUAUUUGCAUCAAUAAAAUGAUAUCAAAGCACAUUUUAGCGCCCCUACUUGCUGGCGCCCGGGGGACAUCUGUCCCCCCUGCCACCCCCUCGCUACGCCUCUGACCCCCUCAAAAAAUAAAUUUAAAAAAGCAACUGAAGGAUCAAACGAACGUCUCAAACUUUAAACGUACGUCCAAUAACGUAUUGUAAAGAUCCUCAAUUCAUGAUAAACGCAUACUCACGUUUACACUAACAAACAUAUAGACGUACAACACGAAAUUUAAAAAAAAAAAGAAAAAAAAAAGCAUAUCAACUCUAUCAACAAGCAUACCAACUCCAUCCUUCCAAACGGGCAUACACUUCCCUAACUCACAGUUACCAAUGGAAUACACAUCGAUUCACGUCCGUUUAAUCUAUCGACGAUCUCGUCUUCUCCUUCCCCCCAGAAUGUGACCCUUCCAGCUGUCAACUGCCCAACUGCUACUGUCCAGGCACGGCUAUCCCACACGGACUGUCCCCGUCGUCCGUCCCGCAGAUGGUGAUGCUGACCUUUGACGAUGAGGUGUCGGGGGCCUUUUACGGCUAUUACCAGCGUCUGUUCAGGCCAGGCCGAUAUAAUCCCAACGGAUGCCCGGUAAGUCCUGGAGCCCGACUUUCUAAUGAAAAGUUCAAAUGUGACCAUCACAGAGCCUUUUGACAAACACUUCAAACAUUCCCCAUGUGAUGACUGGACCAAUCUUUUAUUUGAUUAAACUCCCCAAACCUAAAUAUGUUUCUGGUACAUAACUAAUUAGCAGCUGAGCCGUGUAUGCAUCCCUACUGCCACAAGGGGUUUGUCCUUUAAGAGCGGUGAUCUAUUAAUAGAACAUUCGGGAGCAUAGUCUGACCAAUCUCAUUGAGAUAUUAAAAACACAUCCUGGUAUUCCGUUUGGCCAAUCUCUCAACAGCUGCUCGGUGCUUCUACGUUAACGUGCGUCUUAAGUAACCUAGACCAGCGGUUCUCAACCUGUGGGCCACGACCCCUUGGGGGGGGGGGUCGCAUGACCCUUUCCCAGGGUUCAUCUAAAACCAUCGGAAAACACAUAUACUCUACGUUAAGAGGUAGCAGCGAAAAUAAUUUUGUUGUUAGGGGUCGCCACAACAUGAGGAACUGUUUUAGAGGGUCACGGCAUUAGGAAGGUUGAGAACCACUGACCUAGACGAAAACCUGCUUACAAACCAAUUGUUGCUUCUAAAUAAUAUAUGCGGAAAUGCAUUUCUAGAAUCUAUGUUUUACGAAGACAUCGUCUUAAAAUAUUAACAUCGCGUAACACCAUGUGACGACCUCCGGUCUUAGACAUGACAAACCCUAUUCACUAACCUAUUACAUACGAUUUUUAAAAAAAAUAUUUUUUCCAAUAAUUUUGUGAAAUCAAUUUUAGUAGCGUUUCAAUUAAAUUUCCUGUAUAGUAAGUAACCUAGUAAUCUCACUGAUAAUGUUUACUUUACAUAAUAAUGGGUCUGCGUUUGUAAACAACUUUGUUUAAAAUAUUUGUACACCUUAGGUACGCGGAUGUAUGUACGUAUCUGGAAGUGGCACUGAGUACGACCUUGUCUACCCCUUGUACGCCAUGGGCAAUGAGAUAGCCAGCCACACCGUCUCACACAAGUAAGUCAAACAGCUAGCCACGCAAUCUCAAACAAGUAAGUCAAACCGUUAGCCAUAAAUAUCAUACAAGUAAGUCAAACAGCCAGCCACACAAUCUCACACAAGUAAGUCAAACAGCUAGCCAUAAAUCUUAUACAAGUAAGUCAAACAGCCAGCCACACAAUCUCACACACGUAAGUCAAACAGCUAGCCAUAAAUCUUAUACAAAUAAGUCAAACAGCCAGCCACACAAUCUCACACACGUAAGUCAAUUAGCCAGCCCCACAAUCUCAUACAAGUAAGUAAAACAGCUAGCCACACUAUCUCACACAAGUAAGUCAGCUCAGUGGUAAAAAUGUUUCUUAUCCAAACAAUUUACAGAGGUUCUAUUCCCAGAAAAGCCCAAAUGUUUUUUGAAAUUUUUAUUGAUUCAUUUUUCAUAUUUAUUUUAAUACCUGGAGAAAUGUAAACCCAGGCUGCUUCAUCCACCCCCUCCUCUGCACCCCAACAACUAACUGCCAGAUAUUCCCUUACAAAUUAUCUAAAAAUGGACCUACUAAAAAGUUUCACCUCAUUUUCGAUCUACUUCCAUGUGUUUAGAUUUCCUCACACGUGGUGGUCAACGGCCUCAUAUCAGGACUUCUAUGACGAGUCCAGCGGUAUGAAGGAGAAUCUUGUAACUAGGGCAGGUGUCCCAAGUGACGCCAUCAAAGGUUUCAGGGUGCCCUUCCUCCAGCUUGGCUCUGACAACAUGUACAGCGCCCUCUACGAUGCUGGAUUUCAGUAAGUCUCUUGUUUCCUGUUGAGGAUUAAGUCGGCGGAGUUACAAAUUUCGAAUCAUCAAAAUGGUGUUUGAGAAUGUCAACGACUAGGGUUCAGUUUUAUACACAAACAAAUGCUAAAGGCUGUUUAUCUUCUUUAUUAUUAGUUAUUUCCCGAAAAAUAAAUCAGCUGAUCAAAACUUAUUAUUAUCUUGGAACUUAGAGGCUUUUCUAUGUCAAAAACAUAUCAUUCCUUAAUGUUAAUUUUUUUUUUAAAUGCCACUGAAAUAACUUAUGUAGUUGGCAUUUUAAAUUUGUUUAAACUCUUCAAAAAUAGUUAAUGGACAUUUAGGACUUAAAAGCGCUAUUCAAAUAUUGUUGGUUUCCUCUAAGCACCGCUCACAACCACCCACAACCAUCCUCAACCAUCCUCAACGAUCCUCAACCAUCCUCAACCAUCCUCAACACAUUCACUGUCGAAGAUGCACUGGAUCCUAUACCAAGAUCCAAAAAAGUUUAUUAAAACAAGAAUUUAAAUGAACACAAUAUUAUUUUUUUUUAUAUUAUACCAAAAUAUUUUUAAAUUCUUAAUGAAGAAAAAUACAUUGACCAUGAGAUGGAACUCAGCGCCAAUUAGCGGUAAGUGUAAUUUUUUUUAAAAUCAUAGGUACAAAAAUCAUAACAUUAAAUCAUAGCUACACUACACAAACCAUCACAUAAGGCAGUCAUAUGAUUUCAGUAAGUGACCUAGUCGAAAUCAGUAAACCUUGUUUAAGUGUCCGGAAUGGUUUGUUCGUGGUAAGUCAGAUUACAUUGACAGACAGUAAAUUAUUGUGUUGAUUGAAAAACUUAAUUAAUUUGUUGUUUAAAUCAUGAUUUUUUUUAAUUUUUUUUUUUUUUGUAUCCGGUUUGUGAAAAAUCAAAAACCGGUUUUCCGGUUUCCAAACUGAAGACCGGAAACCCGAUUUUCGUUUAAAAGCCUUAAAUUUUUAUUGAACAGUUUUUUACUUUUCUUCCGCCACCCUCCCCCCCCCCCCUUUUUCCACAGUUACGACACGUCCAUGUUCACAGGCUCAGAGCAGGAAAUUCCCUAUUUUCCUUUAAAAGCCUUAAAUUUUUAUUGAAAAGUUUUUUUCUUUUUUUCCGCCCCCCCCCCCCCCCCCCCUUUUUCCACAGUUACGACACGUCCAUGUUCACAGGCUCAGAGCAGGAAAUGGGUGAUCCCGUGUGGCCGUUCACCCUUGACUACACACCCAGUUACGUGUACUGCCAGCACGGACCAUGUCCUCAAAAGCAGUACCCGGGAAUGUGGGAAAUACCCGUAUGUAAACUUUCAUUACUUUAAAACAGUGGUUCCCAGACUUUUAAGUUUGGCGGACCGGUAAACAAGUUUCGAAAUAUCACCAGGGACCGGUGCAUGAUUUAUUUUUAUACUUUUAUUUCUAUUUGACAAUAAAUAUUUAUGUUAUGGGGACCGGCAGCGUUAAGCAUGCGGACCGGUGAAGGUUCACGGACCGCCAUUUGGGUACCACUGCUUUAAAAGAUGUGAGAUUGGAGAUUUUAAAAAAAAAAAAUUCUAUUAACAGAAUGGUCGCCAGAUUACAAAAAAACUAGAAAUAAGUGUACAAGUAUAGACGUCUGAUGUAGGAACAAUGUUACGAAUAAGUAUAGUCCUCUGUAACUAGCAACAAUGUUACGAAAUGCCUCACCACCAUUCCCCCCCCACACACACACACUUUAUUAAAUUUUUAAAAAAAUAAUUGUGCAUAAAUUUUAAAGAAAUUACGGAAUUUUUCUGUUUUAUUCUUACUAUCCGUUUUCAUUGAUAGAUCACACCAAAAUGUCCCACUUUGAUCGAUUGCUUCUCCUAAAUCCCUUGGAAUAAUAAAAGUAGAAAAAAGAAUGGGGAAGCUUGAGUCAAAAGACAGGACACAAGUUAAGAACGUUUCGGCUAAAAGCCUUCCUCGGCGGACAGGACAAAUGAUAAUACGCUAAGAAAUUAUAGGAACUAGUUUUUUUUUUAAAAUGGCGAUCACUUGACUUUUUAAUGAGUUCCUAUAAUUUCUUUGUCCUGUCCGCUGAGGAAGGCUUUUAGCCGAUACAUUCUUAUCUUUUGUCCUAUCUUUUGAUUCAAACUUCCACAUAGUUUGUUCUACUUUCUCCUUCACGCGGCCUGAACGCAGUCCAUCGUUUAUUGUCUUUUAAAAUAAUACCUGUCUAUAUUCCGUAGCUGAGAAUCUAAGUUAUCAAUUAAAAACACACAACUAUCUGUAAAGAUAGGAUAAUAUUGGGCUGAGGUGUUCGCUUAAAAUAUGUCCCCUUUUCAGGCCGGAUUUUUUGUGUGUUAGCCAACAUAUAAUUGCAGGUGCAUAAAAUUGGACGCUGAAAUUGAAGCAGACAUUAAUUUAAUGUUUUGGGUUUUUUGUUUUUUUUCCCCACUUCCUGUAACAGGUUCAAAGAUGGUUCGGCCUUGAUGGUCACUCGUGUGCUAUGCCCGAUGGUUGUAGUGCCACUGGUGAUGCUGAGGAGACAUUAGAAUACCUCAAGUCUAAUUUCAGGUUUGUGGCCAGCUCUAUCGAUCUCAGAUAAUUUCUUAUGUUUAAUUUUUACGUUACCGGGUAAACGAACAUAAUAAAAUGAAACAUCAUAUGUUCAGAAACUUCACUCUUCAGUGAUGCACUUUUCAUUUUUUUGUUUUAAAUCUGUGUAUUACAUCGUAAUCAAACGAUAUCUGGUUGAUUUAAUUGUUGUAAUAAAUACUGUCACAUUUUAAUUAGUAGACUUAGAUCUCUCCCCCAUCUAGUACACCCAUCUUUGCUCUAUCUCAAUAUUUAAAAAAUGUAGGUGUUUUUUUUUUAUUAAAGUCAUUAGCAUUUCAGCUCAUCUGUCAUUUGUAAGCCAUGAACGUUUUAAUUUUAUUAGGUUAUUUUGGUUUAAAACAAAAUGAUGUUGAAGAAUUUGAAGAAAACGGCAACUUUCCUACCCCUCACUUCAUUUAACCAGAUUUAAUUUAAUGGCUGUUUCGGCUGCUCGUUACGCUAUACAUUCAUGACUACCUCCACUACCAACCGUGCUAUUUGUUCAGCAUAUAACGCACCAACAAGUUUGUGAUUUUUUUAUAUUUUUUUGUUGUUAAACAUGUGUUUCUCUGACAGGCGCUUCUACGGCUCAAACCGAGCCCCGUUCGGCAUCUUCGUCCACGCACGUUGGUUCAACACUGAGCACAACCUGGAAGGCCUGGACAGAUUUAUCGAUUACAUGCUCACUCUCGACGACGUCUACAUUGUGACCCCUAGUCAGGUA